GAGUCAGGAUUUAUAAAGAGGAAUGGACUGUGGAUGCAAACUCUGGAUCUUUGUUUGAAUCAUGUUUCUAAGGGAGGGCGUGUGCUUGCCAUUAGCUGGAGAAUUAGAUUCCAUGUGGAUUAACACGUCAGAGGGCUGACUGAACCAGUAAGAACCGGGCUGGUGUAAAACUGCUGGCAGAUCAGCCAAUCAAACCUCAGUGGUACAAUGCUGCCCCCUGCAGGAAGUGCUGUCUCUGACAAUCAGGUGUGUCUAACAGGAAGAGGGAAGUGCAAUUUCUCACAGGUGAAAGCUUUAGUUACAUCAGGGACCUUAUCUUACGAUAGAAUACGAUAUCUAUUUAUAUUAUUCAGAAAUGCAGGAUUUUCUGAUAACAUAGCCAGAGAAAAAAAUACCAAGAUGAAGAGAGAUUUGAGUCUAAUUUUAAAGACAGUCCUUAGCUGCAGUUUGUUGUGACAGCAGUAAGUAAAAGUGAAACUAAACUACAUAUUUAGCAGGAGUCAUUACUGAGCUCAGAACAGACCAAGACAGAAUGGCGUCUGGAUCUUCUCUCCUGGAAGAGGAGCUCUCCUGUCCUGUGUGCACUGACAUCUUCAGGGAUCCUGUUGUCCUGAGUUGCAGUCACAGCUUCUGUAAGGCCUGUCUGCAGCAGUACUGGGCACAGAAGGGAUCUCGGGAGUGCCCAGUGUGCAGGAGAAGAUCUUCUAAGGAUCGGCCUCCCAUUAGUCUAUCUCUGAGGAAUACCUGUGAGGCCUUCUUAAAGGAGAGAAGUCAGAGAGCUAAAGCAGGAUCUGAAGUGCUCUGCAGUCUGCACAGUGAGAAACUGAAACUCUUCUGUUUGGUGGAUCAAAUACCCAUCUGUGUUAUCUGCCAAACUUCAAAAAAACAUGAAAACCACAAAAUGCGACCAGUUCAGGAGGCUGCGGAAGAGUAUAAGGAGAAACUCAGGGAAACUGUACUGGCUCCACUGCAGGAGAAGCUAAAAGCCUUUAAUGCAGUGAAACUUGACUGUGAUCAAACAGCAGAGCAUAUCAAGAGCCAGUCCCAGCACACAGAGACAGAGAUGAAGAUGGAGUUUGAGAAACUUCAGCAGUUCCUAAAAGAUGAAAAGGCAGCCAGGAUCACUGCAUUGAGGGAGGAAGAGAAGAAGAAGAGUCAGAUGAUGAAGAAGAAGACUGAGAAGAUGACAGAAGAGAUAUCAUCUCUUUCAAAACAAAUCAGAGCCAUAGAACAGGAGCUGGGAGCUGAUGACAUCUCAUUCCUGCAGAGCUACAAAGAUGUGGAGAAACGAGCCCAGUGCACACUGGCGGAUCCAAAGAAGGUCUCAGGAGCGCUGAUUGAUGUGGCCAAGCACCUGGGCAAUCUGAAGUACAGAGUGUGGGAGAAGAUGCUGGGGACUGUUCAAUACACUCCUGUGACUCUGGAUCCAAACACAGCACAUCCCAUCCUCUCACUGUCUGAGGAUCUGACCAGUGUGAGACGCAGUGAUGAGAGUCAGCAGGUUCCUGAUAAUCCAGAGAGAUUUGAUGGGUGGCAGUGUGUGCUGGGAUCUGAGGGAUUCAGCUCAGGGAGACACUGCUGGGAUGUAGAAGUAGGAGAUGAGCACUGGGUGGUGGGUGUGGCUAAAGAGUCCGUCAGCAGGAAAGGGGUUGUGUAUCCGAGCCCAGCAGGAGGAGUGUGGAGUAUAUGGCAGCUCAGUGGGAAAUGCACAGCCCUGACCUCCCCAACUACACCCCUCACUGUGCAGAGGAAACCCCAGAGGGUCAGAGUGCAGCUGGACUGGGACAGCGGGGAGGUGUCAUUCUCUGACCCCAGUGACAACACUCCUCUCUACACUUUUAAACACUCCUUCACUGAGAGAGUGUUUCCAUUCUUCUGGCCUGUUUAUAUGCGGAUCUGUCCUCUGAAGGUGUCUGUAAGAGUGGAAUAGUGCUGUGGAGCCUGCCGCUGUGCACCAUCAACUGAUCUGAUCCAGACAUCAUUCACACCUUUUCUGAACAGAACUUCAGCGAUACCCCAAACCACGGCGUGUCUACUGCACUGAUGCACUUAUUAAAAGCCAGGGUCAAACCAGGUUCAGCUUCCAAAACGCUGCAACACGCGGGCUCAGGUCAGACUUCGGCUGAAUAGAAUGUGGGCUCAUGUUGGGUCAGGCUGACGUUUUUGGGCCCGUUUCAAGCUCUAGUCUGAGAGUGAGGGAAAUGUCUGUGGUCAUACUCACUCUGUCCACAAGAGGGCGACAGAAGCUGUGCUGAGGUGUUGGGUGAAGCCCUGGCUCUACCAGGUCUGCAUUCAAUCGCUCCUUUUUUCCGUCCUUACCACCUUUCCUAGUAUGGAAAACCAAACCGGUCAAAAAUACACUAAAUUGACAUUGGGAAUCAUGCAUCGUCAGAGUUUUGUCAACAGGCACAUUCCAAUCACGUAUCUUUACCUUCUUGAACAUCCAAUUACAGUUUACUUAUUAAUUUGAUUAUACUGGCAAAUGUUUCUCCCUAUAAUUGUAAAUUCCUAAAAGCCAUACCUUUGUUUUUGGUUUUUGAGAAAGAAAUGUCAUUGCAUUUACAAUCAUUGACGCUUAUAGAAUAAUUAAAGCAGAAAGAUUAAAGUGUAUAUCAGUCCUCAAGAAAUUCACAAUGCCUAAAUUAAGAUGAACAAUCGUGUGAAAGAUUAUACGCAUACAGUUCAUUUUGUUGGUUGAUCGGCAGAUAGGCAUGGUAUUGUCUCUGGACACCCUAGUACACAGCUUUGAUUUUAAGAACGAAAUCUCAGUGGUGUUGAUACAACAUUGACAUUCAGGAUUAGCUAGUUUAAGCUGAACUGGAGAAAGUGUGUUUGUGAACGGGCGUGGGGGUGAUUAUUGCUUCUCAUUUUUAAAUAGUUAGUGAAGACCAAAUGCUGAUUGAAUCCUGGCUAUAUCCUGUAAUGAACAGUACUGUAACAUUGGAAAUGAGAAUUGCUAAAAUUUCUGUUAGCUUUGUUUCCUCUACAGCAACCAGCGGUGUUUCCUUGAAUUUCCAUAUCUCCCUCCCAAGGGUGUCACACUAGCAUGUGACCGUUUUGGUGCCAAAACU
Anguilla anguilla (European eel) is the source of this 3071-nucleotide messenger RNA. Its product is annotated as tripartite motif-containing protein 35-like. The record is from RefSeq and is a predicted model, not a curated record. Lineage: Eukaryota; Metazoa; Chordata; Actinopteri; Anguilliformes; Anguillidae. The transcript has 6 exons. The coding region runs from base 533 to 1930 and encodes 465 amino acids. Gene Ontology annotation, molecular function: zinc ion binding; protein binding.